Messenger RNA from Zonotrichia leucophrys gambelii, 6393 nucleotides. It is a transcript of the gene MRTFA, whose product is annotated as myocardin related transcription factor A. Bases 128 to 3145 code for a protein of 1005 amino acids. Lineage: Eukaryota; Metazoa; Chordata; Aves; Passeriformes; Passerellidae. The record is from RefSeq and is a predicted model, not a curated record. The transcript is spliced from 14 exons. Gene Ontology annotation, cellular component: nucleus. Gene Ontology annotation, molecular function: transcription coactivator activity. Gene Ontology annotation, biological process: smooth muscle cell differentiation; positive regulation of transcription by RNA polymerase II.
CGAGCUGACCCUCAGCCUCCAGCAUGGCCGGAACCCCAACCUGCCCCCGCUCAGUGAAAGGAAGAACGUGCUGCAGUUGAAGCUCCAGCAGCGACGCACGCGGGAGGAGUUGGUGAGCCAAGGGAUCAUGCCGCCUCUGAAAAGUCCAGCUGCAUUUCAUGAACAAAGAAAGAGUUUGGAGCGUGCCAGGACAGAGGACUAUCUGAAACGCAAAAUCCGCUCCCGGCCCGAGAGAUCAGAGCUGGUUAGGAUGCACAUUCUGGAAGAGACCUCAGCUGAACCCUCCUUGCAGGCUAAGCAGCUGAAGCUGAAGAGAGCCAGACUGGCAGAUGACCUCAAUGAGAAGAUAGCACAGAGGCCAGGGCCCAUGGAGCUGGUGGAGAAGAACAUCUUGCCUGUAGAAUCCAGCCUGAAGGAAGCUAUUAUUGUUGGACAGGUGAACUACCCAAAGGUUGCAGACAACUCCUCCUUUGAUGAGGACAGCAGUGAUGCCCUCUCCCCAGAACAGCCAGCCAGCCAUGAGUCCCAAGGCUCUGUGCCAUCGCCGAUGGACUCCCGGAUUUGUGAGCCUCUCCCUAGCACCACUGGCACAUCACUAGCUCAGGGUUCAUCCCAGUUGCAGAUUAGUGCAGACUCCAGUGAAACUCUUUUCCUACCUGAGCAGCCACCUCCACCACUGCCACCUCCACCUCUUCUGCCUCCUAGUCUUACCAAUGGAGUGGCUCUUACUGCUGCCAAGCCCCCACCAACACUCAUUAAGCAAAGCCAGCCCAAGUCCGCUAGUGAGAAGUCUCAGCGCAGUAAAAAAGCCAAGGAGUUGAAGCCGAAAGUCAAGAAGCUAAAGUAUCAUCAGUAUAUUCCCCCGGACCAAAAGCAGGACAAGGGAGCUCCUCCCAUGGAUUCAUCCUAUGCCAAAAUACUGCAGCAACAGCAGCUCUUUCUCCAGCUUCAGAUCCUCAACCAGCAGCAGCAGCACUACAACUAUCAGACCAUCCUGCCAGCCCCACCUAAGCCUCCAGGAGAGCAGCAGAGUGGUGCCAGUGCCCCUGCCGUACGCAAUCUCUCCGCCACAGUCAGCAGCACACCUUCAGUAUCUUCUGGUUCAGGUGGGCUGAUGAGACAAAACAGUAACGCUGCAGUGGGCAAGCCUGGCCCUCUCCCUGCCAACCUGGAUGAGAUGAAGGUAGCAGAGCUGAAGCAGGAGCUAAAGUUGAGGGCCUUGCCUGUCUCGGGCACAAAGACGGACCUGAUUGAGCGUCUCCGAGCUUACCAAGAGCAGAACGGUGCAGCCGGCCAAACGACCCCCACUCCCAAGCCCAGCACAGCAGCCGUCCUCCCUAAAGCUGCUGAGGUGGUGGUGGCCUUCCCAACUGCCAGGCUGAGCACAGGGCCAGCCCUGGUCACCACUGGCAUUGCACCAGCAGAAGUAGUUGUGGCCACAGUUACUGGUGGCGGCGUGAUGAAGUUUGGGAGCACAGGCUCAACUCCUCCUGUUUCUCCAACUCCUUCUGAGCGCUCGCAAAUGAGUACAGGGGAUGAAAACUCGGGCACUGGAGAUACCUUUGGAGAGAUGGUGACUUCCCCUCUGACCCAGCUCACCUUGCAGACAUCUCCAGUGCAGUUCUUGGUGAAGGAAGAAAGCUCCAAGUCCGCUUCCUGCAGCAUAAAUGUGGCACCCAAGUCAGAGUGGUGUGGUGCUGGUAACAGCAGAGAUGCAGAAGUUAGGGACAAAGACCAGAUGCUGCAGGAGAAGGACAAGCAGAUUGAGGAACUCACCCGCAUGCUGAAACAGAAGCAGCAGCUGGUGGAGAUGCUUAGGCUGCAGCUGGAGCAGGAGAAGCGCUCCCAGCAGUCCCAGCCAGCCCCAGCAGCCGCGGGAGAAGGAACAGCCCUGGCCUCCAAGCCGGGAGCGUUUGGCGCCCAGGUCAAGAGUGAAAACGGUUUCCUGAGUUGCCAGUGUGCGAAGCAAUCCAGUGGCCAAACAGAGCAGUUCAGCCCCGCACCCAGCGCCAGCCAAAUGGACACUUCCAACCCAAGCGCAGUGCCAAAGAAAGCCGUGCUGGUGAAGCAGGAGGAGGCGGAGCCGCCGUGCCAGUCCCACAGCCCGCAGCUUGUCCUUGGCCAGCAAGGGAGCGCCCUCGUCAAGGGCACCCCUCCCCCCACCCUCAUCACUGACUCCACAGGGACCCACAUUGUCCUCACCGUGACCAAGCAGAGCGCCGAGAGGCAGGGCCUCUCUCCCCACGGGAUGGCAGCGAGCAGCUGCCCACCCCUGCAGAGCGUACAAUCAUCACCCGCUAAAACUUCCAGCCAACUGCCGUGUCAGGUACCUGCAAGCACCCCUCAGCAGCCCACACAACAGCAGCAGCAGCAGCAGCAGCAGCAGCAGCCCAGAGGACCAAACCAAUCUAAGUCCUCAUCACAGCCUGGCUCUCCUGCUGCCCCUUCCCCCUCCCAGAUGGACCUGGAGCAGCAGCAGCACACGCCGCUUUUUGGAACUCCUCCACCUUCUCUUCCGGUUCCCUCGGUCCCAGUGAAAGAGCCACCACCAGGCUAUGAAGAGGCCAUGAAGCAACAGCCAAAGGCCCAGGAGAACGGCUGUUCCAGCCAGCAGAUGGACGACCUGUUUGAUAUCCUCAUCGAAAGUGGAGAGAUUUCUGCUGACUUCAAGGAUCAGUCGUCCCCAGCUGGGAAAGAGGUGCCCGUGGCCCCGGCGUGUUCCCCAGCGCCCAGCAGCCAGCACUCCUCGGAGCUGCCGGUGUCCCUGGGGCAGCCGGUGCUGCCGGGCCGCCUGGAGGACUUCCUGGAGAGCAGCACGGGCCUCCCGCUGCUGACGGCGGGCCACGACGGGCCGGAGCCCCUGUCCCUCAUCGAUGACCUCCACAGUGAGAUGCUGAGCAGCUCGGCCAUCCUGGACCACCCGCCUUCACCCAUGGACACCUCGGAAUUGCACUUUGCUCACGAGCCGUCUGGGGGCAUAGCCCUGGAUCUGGCUGAGGCUAACUUGGACAGCAUGGACUGGCUGGAGCUGCCAGGGGGUUCUGUCAUGAGCCUGGCUCCCCUGAGCACCACGGCUCCCAGCCUCUUUUCCACAGACUUUCUUGAUGGACAUGAUCUGCAGCUGCACUGGGAUUCUUGCUUGUAAUUCUGUGAGCAGAGACUGAAGGGAACGGGAGUGGGAGGGCACAGGCAUGCAGAGGGAAGAGGCCAGUCAACCAAAAAAAAAGAAAAAGAAAGAGCUCCUAGUAUUUGUACUCCUCCCCUAACAGUGUCCUUCCUGCGUGAAGCCAGCAGUGGGCCGGGCCAGGGCAGGGAGAUCGGCUGCUGGGGUGGGGGGGGAAAGGGGCAGGAGGAGCUGUGGAGCUGGUGGCCUCCUGCCCCCUCCACACAGCCUGGCCAGCUGGGGUGAGAGCAGAACUGGCAGCCCCUGUUCCUCCAGGCAGGAGCAAUGGCAGCACAUUGUUCCCUCACGUGGGACAGAGCAUGACUGGGCCUGAGCUGUUUCCAGAAGCAGUGCUCUGCGCCUUCCUGGGAUUGGCAGAUAGAGGGGGUUGUGCUGCCCCAGCACGGUUGGUCUUAACGGUUGUGGAAAUGGAUUCUACCUCUGGAGCAGGACACAAAGGCAGGAGGGCUGGCUGGGGCCCAGAGCAGCUGCCCUCUGCACCACCUGCCAUCUCUCAGGGGAGGGUCUGAUCUGCCGCAGGGCUGGGAGGAGCUGGGCAGAACAGGCACCUUCUCUAAAUGUAGCCAAAGGGAACCAGGGCUCCCCACCAACCUGCUAAUGUCUAAGCUGGUUUCCAAAUAUUGCUGAGCUUGGCAGAGGCCUGCCCGCUAGCUUCACUCACUUUGGGCUGCAAAACAGGUUCUUAAGGUGCUAAAAUCAGGUCCUUAUAUGUUAAAACUGCUGUCAGGCACAGCCCAUUGCCCCCAGCUCCCAUGGCACUCCUGACAUCCAGGUGAGCAGGGCACUCAGCCUGGGCAGGGACCUGGGCAGUCAGCCUGGCGUGUCCUGGGGAGCGGGUGAGGGGCACAGCUGGCAAUCAGUAACAUAUCAUUGGGGGCCAUGUGCAAUCUGUCUCUGCCUUCACUGUGUUGGUGCCUCACUGUAACACGUGCCCCAGUGGAAAGCAGCAGCUGGGAAUGGAUGUUGGACCCCAUAGGCAAGGAAGGGGAAGUGGGACUGCAAGAGUGGUGUUGUGUGGCACAGCACAGGUCCUGGCUCAGUGACUGUGAGGGCCCCUUGCUGGGGAGGAGCCUGAAAGCAAGUAUUGGGCAGCUGACCUCUGCUCCUCCCUCCCUCCAAAGUAAAUGGCUGCUUACUUUGAGCUGGUGCCCUGUGUCCCUGUGGGGCCCCAGGCUGGUGCCUUGGGACAACUGCAGGCUGAGGAGUGGGUGUACAAGCCCCCAGGACCUCAGAGCCAUGACAAUGCUAUUCCUUGGGCAGGGCUCUGUGGUGGAGCACCAGGCCUGUGGCUCACUCUUAUGCUGUUACUUUCGAAUUCCUGUGUCAGUAACUCACAGCCACACUGAGCAGGUGGGACGUGGCCACCUCGCCACAAGGCUGUCCCUGCUUUGGCCCUGAGCUGGGUCCAGGCUGCUCGUGCUGAGUGAGGUGGGGGAAGCUGUGGCUUCUGAAGUCAUCCAGACUGAGGUACUGACCUGCUCAGGCAAUGGAAGGAUGAACUGCCAUCCUUCUCAGUAUCUCCUUGAGGAUGCUGUUCCCACCUUUCCCCCACGGUGGGCUGCAGAGCUUCCUGCUGGGGAAGGGUAGCUGUGAGCCCUGUGCUUCUUCCCUGCAACUUUGGUACCUGGUCCUCUUCCCAGGGAGAGGCUGUGCCACAGGGGUGCUGGUACCUCUGCUCCAUGGUGAGCCAGGUAAAUGCCAACCCUGCACAAUGUGCUCUCCCUCAGCCACUGAACUGGCAGCUGGGAGAUACUCCUGCUUUCCUGAGCCCUUUGCUUGUUAACUGCAUGGGGAGCCACUUUCCUAAUCAUUAGCAGGGGGAGCCUGCUGGCAGCUUCCUUUCUUUCCCCUCCUCUCUCCUCUGGCCCUGAGCUGUAAGCAAGUUGGAGCCUCUUACCUGCCUCCCUCAGUGUCCGGGUUGGGGAGGACACCACUCCCCCCUCCCCUUCCCCACAGGCUUUCUAUUCCUCAAACUACAGUGUCACAUCCUAAAAAUCAGAAUAAAAGAGUCUGGUGAGCACCCUCUUUAUCCUCCCGAGCCCUCCUGAAUUCUUCCCUGGCACAGCCCAGGUGCUCACUGGGAGCAGUGAGUACUUACCAAUCACCUUAAGGAGCUUUCACCUGCUCUGCCCAGCUGUGGGGGCAGGAGGCAAGGAGUUUCUAAGGAGGAAAGUAUGGGGGGAGUGGGAGGAUCUCCGAGAUGCUAGGGGCAAAAUGUGAGGCUGCCUGUUUGUCAGACUCAAGGAAAAUCAGGUUCUUCAGCCCAUAGUUGCAGUAGCCCCCACAAAAACGAGCUGUGUGAUUUCUUUGGUACAAAUAAUUACAAUUCUACAGCUAUUAAAUAAAGAAGGAAAUUAUCAAUAAAGUGCAAUGAGUUCCUAGAGGAAGGUGGGAGACUCCAGCUGCAGUCCUGGCCUGACCCAGCCCUGGUUCCUUGCCCUGAGCCAGGUACUCUAGUGAUUGGCAGAGAGAUGCCAAUGCCUGAUAGCAGUGUAGCCCUUCCCAGAGAUUGCUGGAGGAAGGCUGAGCUCCCUUGCACUUUCACCCAUCCACCAUCAGGUGUGAAACUGUAGGAAUUUAAUGACCCUGACUUUGCCAAUGCUGAAGAGCUUCAAGGAGCCCAGAGGAUGCAACCAUGAGCCUCAUGUCCUGAGGAGCCCAGCUGACCUGUGGGAGCCCCUCUGCACAAGGGGCUUCUGCCAGGAGAGUGAGUGUGGGCAGAGGGGAAGGUGGUGCCUCAGCCCUGAAAACGUUAGAAAGUCUUUUCCCCAAGCAGUGCCCAGAGCAGGCUUGCCCAGUUCUCUGCUUUCUUACUAUUAUUUCUUUGAAUAAUAGUUCAAUAGUUCUUUGUUGGAAGAGGUAUUCCCCUGGACAUACAUUUUUGCACCCAUUGGGAAAAACAAAGUCUGAUGUUCUGCCUCUACCUUGAAUGUAAUCCUGAAUCUUUCUGCUGUAACCACUACUUGUUUGUAAUGUGUAUUUGACUAGCACGCACUCUCCCUUCCACUAUGCAGCCACUGGCGAGGGGCGAUCAGCACCAUCACAGUCGGAUGGUGCUGGGGCAUCGGAUCCACAGCGAGUAUUCAACUGGAAAAGGAUAAAAGUGACAAGUUAAUGGGGGAGAGAAUCGAUCUUUAAAUUGAAUUAUUUUUUCAGUUACAAAUAUUUGAAGAAAAAAAAUCCAUUUUAUUAAAAAAAUUCCAAACAGC